AUGGCCCGUACGAAGCAGACUGCCCGUAAAUCCACUGGAGGCAAGGCCCCAAGAAAACAGCUGGCCACCAAGGCUGCCCGAAAGAGCGCCCCAGCUACCGGCGGUGUAAAGAAACCUCACAGAUACCGACCCGGAACCGUGGCUCUGAGAGAAAUCCGUCGUUACCAGAAGAGCACCGAAUUGUUGAUCCGAAAACUUCCCUUCCAACGAUUGGUGAGAGAAAUCGCUCAAGACUUCAAGACUGAUCUUCGAUUCCAGAGCUCAGCUGUCAUGGCUCUCCAAGAAGCCAGUGAGGCUUAUUUGGUCGGUCUUUUCGAAGAUACCAACUUGUGUGCCAUCCACGCCAAGAGAGUGACCAUUAUGCCCAAGGACAUUCAAUUGGCCCGAAGAAUCCGAGGCGAACGUGCUUAA
Lottia gigantea (owl limpet) is the source of this 411-nucleotide messenger RNA. RefSeq lists its product as hypothetical. The transcript has a single exon. The record is from RefSeq and is a predicted model, not a curated record. Gene Ontology annotation, cellular component: nucleosome. NCBI's taxonomy places the organism in Eukaryota, Metazoa, Mollusca, Gastropoda, Lottiidae. Gene Ontology annotation, molecular function: protein heterodimerization activity; structural constituent of chromatin; DNA binding. The coding region runs from base 1 to 411 and encodes 136 amino acids.